AUGUUCAAAAGAACUUAUGUAUCAAACACUCACAUAGAAAUUGAAAAUACUGAUUUUCAUUAUCGUUACGAUGAAGAUGUCGUAAUUAUCUGGUGUCCUAAUGAUCAAAUGGCUAUUUUUAUACAUCGAGAAAUGAAAUUAACGACAAAACAACGGCUGAUUAAAAGGUUGGAGAAGAAGAAGAGAUGCUAUUAUAAGAAGAAUAGCCAAAAAGAGAGUGAUGAUGACAUGGAUUUUUGCUGUUGUGGCUAA
Molecule: messenger RNA, 252 nt
Organism: Dentiscutata erythropus
Lineage: Eukaryota; Fungi; Glomeromycota; Glomeromycetes; Diversisporales; Gigasporaceae
Source: the annotation of a GenBank genome assembly